This is a messenger RNA of Trichoderma aggressivum f. europaeum, 339 nucleotides long. RefSeq lists its product as uncharacterized. The transcript has a single exon. The record is from RefSeq and is a predicted model, not a curated record. The coding region runs from base 1 to 339 and encodes 112 amino acids. NCBI's taxonomy places the organism in Eukaryota, Fungi, Ascomycota, Sordariomycetes, Hypocreales, Hypocreaceae.
AUGGAACAGUUUGAAUUCCAUGAUCCAACAACGCGCUCCACCUGGCGGCAGUGCUCGCCGGGAAUCGAGGAGCUGAUUCUCAACGAGGACAAAACAACCGGUCGCAAAACUCUGCUCCAGCGAUGGCAACCCGGCGCAACAAACCCGGCUUCAACCCCCUUUGUGCACACAUACAUUGAGGAGAUUUACAUCGUGGAGGGCGAUGUCACGGAUAAGACAUUGAGACAGACGUUUGACAAGGGCAUGUAUGCAUACCGCAACCCCGGCAUGGAACACGGGCCGUGGUCUUCGGAGCGCGGUUGCUUGAUGUUUGUCACUUGCGCGGCAGUUGAUAGGUAG